Molecule: messenger RNA, 1797 nt
Organism: Chaetura pelagica (chimney swift)
Lineage: Eukaryota; Metazoa; Chordata; Aves; Apodiformes; Apodidae
Gene: SREK1
Product: splicing regulatory glutamine/lysine-rich protein 1
Molecular function (GO): RNA binding
Source: RefSeq, a predicted model, not a curated record
CCUCUUGCUUUUUCCUCCAAAGUAUGUUAUAUUAAGUUUCGUGAAGCAUCAAGUGUUGGUGUGGCCCAGCAUCUAACUAACACGGUUUUUAUUGACAGAGCUUUGAUAGUUGUGCCCUGCGCAGAAGGUAAAAUACCGGAUGAAGCUAAAGCCCUUUCUCUCUUGGCUCCUGCUCCUACUAUGACAAGCCUGAUGCCUGGUGCAGGGUUGCUUCCUAUACCUACUCCAACCCCUUUGACUACACUUGGUGUUUCUCUUGGCACUUUGGGGGCUAUACCUGCAGCAGCUUUGGACCCUAACAUUACGGCACUGGGAGAAAUACCGCAACCACCAAUUAUGGGGAAUGUGGAUCCAUCCAAAAUUGAUGAAAUCAGGAGAACAGUCUAUGUUGGAAACUUGAAUUCCCAGACUACAACAGCAGAUCAGUUGCUUGAAUUCUUUAAGCAAGUUGGAGAAGUCAAAUUUGUGCGAAUGGCAGGUGAUGAGACACAACCAACACGAUUUGCUUUUGUGGAAUUUGCAGACCAAAACUCUGUACCUCGUGCUCUUGCCUUUAAUGGAGUUAUGUUUGGAGACAGGCCACUGAAAAUAAAUCACUCCAAUAAUGCAAUAGUGAAGCCUCCUGAAAUGACACCACAAGCUGCUGCCAAGGAACUGGAAGAAGUAAUGAAGAGAGUAAGGGAAGCCCAGUCUUUCAUAUCUGCUGCUAUUGAGCCAGAGUCUGGAAAGAGCAGUGAAAGAAAAGGCGGUCGAUCUCGUUCCCAUUCUCGUUCAGAAUCCAGGUCUAGCUCAAAAUCCCGAUCUAGAAGGAAAAGAUCACACUCAAAACACAGAAGUAGAUCUGGCAACAGAUCACUCUCAAGACACAAGGACAGACACAGAUCGAGAAGUCCCCUGAAAAAGCGGUCUAGAUCUAGGGAAAGACGGAAAUCAAGAAGUCGCUCUCGUUCUCGGGACAAGAAAAGAGACAAAGAAAAGGUCAAGGAAAAAGAAAAGGCCAAAGAAAAGGAUAAGGAGAGAGACCGAGACAAGGAUAAGGAGAGAGACCGAGAUAAAGACAGGGAAAAGAUAGAUUUUUCUGAGAGAGAUAAAGAACGAAACAAAGAUCGAGAGAGAGUCAGAGACAAAGAAAGGGAUAGGGACAGGGAUAAGGAUAAAGACAAGGAAAAGGAGAAAGAUAAGGAGAAGGAAAAAGACAGGGAAGAGGUAGAUCAGAACAAAGAAAAAGAAGAUAUUGAGAAAGAAGGAGAGAAGGACAGAGAGAAGAUAAAGGACAAGGAGGGUGAGAAGGAAAAAGAUGGGGAUAAGGAGAAGGAGCGAGAAAAAGAGAGAGAUGAUAAAAAGAAGAAAGAGAAGAGAUCCAGAACACCCCCAAGAAGCUAUAGCUCUUCAAGAAGAUCUCGUAGCUCCAGCAGAGAAAGACGUAAAAGGAAGAGUAGAAGUCCAUCCAAGUCUCCUAAAACAUCCAAAACAGCAAAAAGAAAGUCUUCACGAACUCCUUCUCCAAGAAGAAACAAGAAAGAAAAAAAAAGAGAAAGAGAAACAAAUGACAGAAGAGAGAGAGAACGCUCCACCUCCAAGAAAAAAAAUAGUAAAGAAAAAGAGGGGAAGGAGAAGCCUGACAAAAGCACCGCUACUUUGAAGGACAAAGAUCACACUAAAGAGGAUCAGAAUUCCGAAACUGACAAGGAAGUAGACAGCAGAGAUACACAAAGGACAGAUGAAGUCAAACUGCAACAGAAUGGGAACUGUCAACCAAAUGAAGAAAACCUCUCAGUUAAAAUGGAAGAGGUUUAA